Molecule: messenger RNA, 1679 nt
Organism: Chrysoperla carnea
Lineage: Eukaryota; Metazoa; Arthropoda; Insecta; Neuroptera; Chrysopidae
Gene: RIOK1
Product: serine/threonine-protein kinase RIO1
Exons: 2
Coding region: 81-1676 (531 amino acids)
Biological process (GO): maturation of SSU-rRNA
Cellular component (GO): preribosome, small subunit precursor; cytosol
Molecular function (GO): protein serine/threonine kinase activity; ATP binding
Source: RefSeq, a predicted model, not a curated record
AUGUCAAUACUUUCAAACGCACAUGGCAAGGUAUAGGUUAGAGUGAAGGGGGCAUUUCUAGACAUUUUAAACAUUAAAAAAUGGAUUACGACAAUGUGUUCUGUGAUGCAGAUGAAACUGAUCCGAUUUCAUAUGAAAAUAAUGUUGACGUUCAACUUUCAAAGCUUAAACUCACUGAGACUAACCCAGAUGAGACUGAAACAUUUAACGAAGAAUUAGAAGAUGAGGAAGAUUAUUACGAAGAUGAUGAGAAUGAAGACAGUAAUGACGAAUGGGCACCACAAUGGCAAACAAAAACUGAUACGAAUGUACAAAGUGGUACAAAUAAAGUGGUGAACUAUCAACCCCCUGAUAAAUUAUUUAAAAAAUUCACAAACAAAAUUAAUGUUGACAAAUAUGAAGCACCGAAUUUACCAAAUCAUGCUGCAAAUAUCCUCAAGGAGAGUGAAAAACGUGCUUCAGCUGAUCGAAUCCGUACUAAAGAUAAAAAUGAUCGUGCAACUGCUGAACAAGUUAUGGAUCCACGUACUCGAAUGAUCUUAUUUAAAUUACUUAGUAAAGGUACCAUUCUUGAAAUUAACGGAUGUAUUUCCACGGGAAAAGAAGCGAAUGUAUACCAUGCCACAUCAAAUAAUGGUCCUGAUUUGGCCAUCAAAAUAUUUAAAACUUCCAUUCUAGUUUUCAAAGAUCGUGAUAAAUAUGUGAGCGGUGAAUUUCGAUUUCGUCAUGGUUACUGUCGACAUAACCCACGCAAGAUGGUACGUACAUGGGCUGAAAAAGAAAUGCGAAAUUUGGUACGAAUGCACACAGCCGGUUUACCAGUUCCUGAACCGAUUUUAUUACGUAGCCAUGUGUUAAUUAUGAAAUUUAUUGGACAAGAUGGUUGGCCAGCUCCAAAACUCAAAGAUGUGGAACUAAAUCAAUCCAAAGCAUGUGCUUUAUACCGUGAAUGCGUUGUAAUGAUGUGGGAGAUCUACAAUAAGUGUAAAUUAGUUCAUGCAGAUUUAUCUGAAUUUAAUUUGUUGUAUCAUGAUGGCAAAAUUGUUAUAAUCGAUGUUUCGCAAUCGGUUGAACACGAUCAUCCACAUGCGUUAGAAUUUCUUCGAAAAGAUUGUACAAAUAUAUCUGAUUUCUUCCGUAAAAAUAAUGUUGCAACAAUGACGAUCAAAGAAUUAUUUGAUUUUAUUACUGAUCCCACGAUUAACGAAAAUAAUAUGGACGCUGUUUUGGAGAAAAUAAGUGAAAAAAGUGCAGAACGUAGUUUUGAAGAUAUGUCUGCACAAGAGGCGGUUGAAGAAGCUGUUUUUAUGCAACGUUUCAUACCAAAACGUUUAAUGGAAGUGGUUGAUUUUGAACGAGAUAUUGCUAAAGCUAAAACUGGUGAAGGUGAUGAUUUAAUUUAUAAAAAAUUAACUGGACUAAAAUCUGAUUUGAGUGGAGCAGCUGUUAAUCCUGAUAUAUUGAGUUCUGAUGAGAAUUCAUCGGAAUCUGAUUCAGAUUCCGAAAAUCCGGAAAGUAGUAAAUUUGUAAAUGCUGCUCGGCCACGGGAUGAAUCACCGAAUAGUAAGAAGGCUCGUAAACAAGCGGUAAAAGAUGCACAAGCUGAAAAACGGAAAACUAAAUUAAAGAAACAUAUUAAAAAACGAAAGGAAAAAGUUGGGAGUAAAAAGAAAUAAAUG